Messenger RNA from Bacillus rossius redtenbacheri, 11983 nucleotides. It is a transcript of the gene Gorab, whose product is annotated as RAB6-interacting golgin. Bases 86 to 1078 code for a protein of 330 amino acids. Gene Ontology annotation, biological process: non-motile cilium assembly. The transcript has 6 exons. The record is from RefSeq and is a predicted model, not a curated record. NCBI's taxonomy places the organism in Eukaryota, Metazoa, Arthropoda, Insecta, Phasmatodea, Bacillidae.
AUCUGCGACGAAACGAAAUAUUUGUUUUAUUGACGUAUGACAGUUGUAUCAUAACCUGAAAGUUAGUAGAAUGUAAAAUUUAAUAAUGGCAGGAAAAUGGAAUGGGUUUACUGAAGACGACAUCAAGAAGCUUCACGAUAGAGAAUUGGGCAGCACACGGAGGGAAGAUCCAGUCCCAGGAGGAGAGGUACGCGUUGCCAAGCGGCAGGCUCGGCUGCUGCCAGGCCCCGGGAGGAAGAACGUCACUCGAGAAAGGAUGCUGCAGGCGCCCCAGCAGGAUGCUCUUGUUACCGGUAGCAAGGAAGACGUCCCAGAGAAAGCUUUCCUUUCCAGGCCAGAGAAAACAGCAGGUGAGUCAAAGAACAAAAGUGUUCAUUUAGAGAAUAGCGCCGGCACUGUCGACAUGACUUCUGCGGUGAGCAUUGUGGCUGCAACUGAAGGCAGUCCCGCCCACACAGAGGGGCCUCUACUGGUCGAGGGCGGUGGCAUCGAGGGGCCUGAGCAGGAGCCUGGCGGGGGCAAGGGCCUGUCGUGCUCUCUGGACGAGUUCCGGGAGAGACAGCGGCUGAUGGAAGAACAGAACAGGCAGCGGAAACAGCUCCUCUCGCAAGCUCUUGCAGACAGGAAGAAGCGAACGAAAGAGGAAGCUCGGCAUCUACAGCAAAUUCAGGACGAGCUCCAGAAACUCGACCAUCUGCUCAGCAACGAUGUGUCCAUCUUGAGGAACCAUAUCGAAAAUGCAAGCAUUGAAUUCAUGGAGGCCCAGAAGCGCUACGACAAGGCAGAGAAGGAGUUCCUGGCCGCCAAGCUGGUGCUGUUCGGCAAGCUGGAGCGCAAGGAGCUGCUGACGGGCCACCUGUGCCAGAUCAUCGAGCAGAACGAGCUGCGCAAGGCGCGCAAGCUGUCGGAGCUCAUGGACAAGCUGGAGUUGGGAGUUACUGUGCAGCAGCCGCAGCCCCCGGGGGACGCCUCCACGGUGCCGGCACAGCUGCGACCAGGAGGCUGCAGUGAGGAGCAGACAGCAGUAAGUCAGAAGGCGGAAGACAACACGCAGGAAGAGGAACAGAUUUUGCCAUGACAUCCUGCCAGUCGAUUGUCGCGCGGCUGAUACAGUCGUCUGUCUCUGCGUACUAAGCAGCCACCAUUUUUUAAUUUUGUGCAAGAUCUGCUGUGGUUUGUUACCACCAUAUUUACUCGCAUAUAGGUCGCGGAAAUUUUACCAGAUUUGAUGGGGGGGGAAAAUGAAGUGCGACCUAUAUGUGAAGAAAAAAAUUUUAAAAUUUUUGAGGAAUUUUUUUUGCAAUACAGUAGAAUCCCGCCGAUGCAACCUCCCUCUGAUGCGUCCAUUCCGUUUAUACGACAGUUUUUUGAGAAAACGUGAAAAAUUUGAGCAGAGAAAGUAAAAAAUUGAGUAAAAUUGGCUGAAAAACAAGUCUGUUACACUUUGUUGGGCGCUAUGGGUUCAUGUUUAUCUUGGCGAGAGCUGGGGGCAGUGUCUAGCCGAGCUCGGCGCGUCCACUAUCGCACGAAAAGCCGUCUCAGCUGUCAUGUUAUCUUACCCGCCCGCACGAAAAGCCACUGUGGUAGCCAAGAGCGUAAGAAACUCGUCCGGCCAGGCUGGCGGUAGCGGCGGCUUGACGUCAUACGUGACGUGACGCUUACCUCUCCCAUCCCCUGCUAAUUAUUCAAGGCUCAUCCCUCCCAGAGCCACAAACCAUGUAAAAACAUCCCCCCCCCUCCCGUUUCCAACUAACAUUUCAACACAUUCCCUCCCUUAUUUCAACCUUCUGCGUGAGAAACUGUCAGCAUCCUCCUCCCCUCCCACACCGCGUGCGGCAAAAGCCAGGUUGUAUAGUCCAUUCUCGGUCAAAUAAAUAUUUUUAUUGGCUUAUAUGACUGUCCUUCGCCGUUAAUAAAUACUUUAUACGUUUAUGUUAUUAUGAUACAGUUUGUUUAUUAGUCACACAGCAGUUUCUGCUGAAAAAUCACUAAUACCUUGAAUUUUAUUGAAUAGAAAAAUUUAGCAGGGCCGUAAUUAUAUUUAUUUUACUGCAUAGUUACUUUUCCAUCUGCAUUCGAACGUGUUUUAUUUUCUCUUUUUUUUUACGCUGUGAAGGGUCGUGGAAAAGAUAAUUGCUUGAGCUGUCAAAAUAAACAUCGCUGACGCCAAGGGCAGGAGCGCAUCCUGUCAGUCUAUCGCUGUGAUUAUCUACUCUAAAAACGUGUCACAGCAUUUCAGGAUAGCAUUGUUCUUAUAUCUUUCGUUUAGAGCCGAAUGUUUUUUACCUGAUCCACACAAGUUCCUUUGCCACGUUUUGAACGAAAAUAACAACCAGCCGGUUAGCAUAGCCGAACUCGCAUGACGCGAAUUCACUUAGCGCCAAAAAAAUUGUAAACGAAGGGCGAUGUUGCACCUGGAUGGCAAACAAGUAGAAAAAGGGAAGGGGAGAAGCAAUGGUUUCCCCAGCCACUAUCUUAUCUGUGUCGGGAACUUCCUCACGCGUCAGACUAAUCGCACGUUUAAAACAAAAACCGCUGUAGAUAUAAAAAAUCAUAACAGGCCUUUUUUAUUCAAAAUUAAAUUUACUACAACUUUUAUUCUGUCCUUUUUUGCAAUACAAAGCACUGUUUUCGAUUUAUAGUCUACAAUUAAGACUUUUUAAGAAGUCAGGAAUCUAACUUGACUUCAAUUUUCUAUAUUCUGUUAUUACGAGUACUUGUUGUUACAACAAUUUAUCACGCCAUUAUCAGCUCUCGUAGUAGCGGAGUUUUACAAUACCCGUUAACUCUUUCGUGCACGGCGCGCCGGCCGUUCGCGUCAUUAAAUUACCGGUGCGACCUAUAUGGGGGGAAUCUUAAAUACCAAAUUAAAGACAUCAAAUUAUGGGUGCGACCUGUAUGCGAUGGCGACCUAUAUGCGAGUAAAUACGGCAUUACAGUUGGAGUUCUCUCAUUGGUAGAGACAAGAUUUUAUGGUUUUAUUUUUUGUCAUAUUUCAUUUUUAAAACAGAGCAUUUCUGUGUUAUUGUUUUUAUUUUUAUAAAAGCAGUUUUGUAAUAUAAUACUUACUCCACCAAAAAUAGGGGAAAAAUUUAUAUGCAGCAUUUUUGUGGUAAGGUAAUUUUUAAUAAAUUUGUCUAAAAUGAUACAUUCAGAACAAUUAAAAUAAAUUAGCUUGUAUUUAUGGUUUAAAAUUGAUUCAAUAAGAAAUGCACAAUAAAAAAUUAAAAUUAUAUUUCUGAUCCAUGCACUUUGAUUAAAUUUUUUGUACCGAUAUAAUGACAUUCCCUGAAUUUCAAACAUUAAAAGAUUCCUUUUUUUUUCAUGAUAUGAAUUAAGUUUUGGUUAAAUGCUACCUACUUAAGUCCAUGAUAUAACUUGCUCAAUACACCUAUCUCUCACUUAGCACGUCUUCAGAUUGCACGGAUUCAUUCAGCGCGAUGAGAAUUUUACUGCCUCAGUCUUGAAUAGCACAUCUUUAAAUUUCACUUAACACUAAACUCAGCAGGCAAAAAAAAAAGUCUGUUUCAAUAUCUGUAAACAACAGGUGUGCCGUGGGAUACAGUUAGCCAACAAGGGGGGAAGAGAUGUGCGCGCAGAUCUGUCUAUGCUAUUGGCUGUUGUACAAACUUUAGCUAUGGCAAGUUAAAUUGCGGCUAUGGAGUGUAAAGGACCAAAUGUUUUUACAUCCGCACGUAUGCCGCAGUGCUGUACCGUGUUGUUGUCGCCUGGCCACAAACCGGGCUGUGAACUCAGUAUAGCCAGUGGCACGGAAUUAAAUUAACGGCACACAGAUUGUCAUGAAGACCACGCUUAUGUUGGUCGCACUUUAGUUUUAAGCAAUUCAACUGUGCGCACAAUCGUACGAAAUAUGGACUCUUACCAAAAGUUUAUAUAAGUCUGAUGCUGUUGGUUGUACUAGCGGGAAUAUAUUUUACAUUAGAUACCGGAACAGAAAUGGACAGAUGAUUCACAUGGAAAAGGUUGUUAAAUGAAUGUUGCAAUGAAAAAAAAAAUCAUUGGCCUGACGGUAUUGGUGUGAACCAGGUGGUGAUACGUGAAUAAGCACUUUAAUUUUUCAAAAAUUAAAAUAAAAUUAUCCGGACAGUAAUAUCGGUUUACUGACAGUAAAGGAUGGUUUUUGAAGGUACGCGACGUGAGUUGGUCGUCACGCCCGGGCGGGCAAGUCAGCCAGCCGACUGACGAGUACAUAACCAUGUAUCUACCAUUACACAGUGUCAUAUUUGUCAUACAAAGUGUGAUGGGAGGCAUAUAAAUAUAAAUGGUGUGACAUAUUUAUAGUUGAGUGUUAUUCAACGCAUUUAUGUUACGUAAAGUAUAUUUUCCUACCCAAUUUUGGAACACGUUAAAUAAAUUAGCCUUGCUAUGUAUGGAAACUAAUGCUUCAGAAUACGCUAUUUCGAAUAACACGAGCAUUUUGAGGAACAAAUUAGUCGUGCUAAGUGAGGGAUAGGUGUAAUAGAAACCGAAAUAACGAGGUUUGUAUUAACCAAACUAUUUUUAAAUUUGCACACAAUAUUUAUAUAAUUUUUUUAUCAACUUUAAAAGUGUUUAAAUUUGCACAAAAUUUUACACUGCAUCUAAUUUUUUUUUUUGGGGGGGGGGGGGGGGGGAAAUUGUAAAAUACAAUUUUAUGAUGACUACACCCGUGGCUCCAAAAAUAACUAUUUUCUCCUGUAUCAUACUUAAAAAGAUUUAAGACAAGAAUAAAGCAAAGGUAUAGAUUAUUACCUACAAAAAGACAUACUACCAUUAAAUUUUGAAGAAUAAAAUUUCCAAGCUUUUUCCCCCAACCUAAUUCUAAAAGAAAUGGCAUCAGUACCUAUUAUUUUAGUUGAAACAUAUCUUCAUUACAUUAUUCAGGGAUAUUUGUAUUAACCAUCCUGUACUAGAUGUAAUAUUCUACCCUUGGAACAAAAUCAUCUUUGUAUUUCAUAAUAACCAUACUUUUGUAUUAAACAUAUUACUUAGCACAAUAACUCCUAUUUAUGAUUUUUAGGGACUGUACAAACAAUUUGUUUUAGUGAGAGUUUUUUAUUAACAGGAUUCUUAUUAAUGAGGGUUCACGAUAUAUGGUGUAUUAACUUUUACUUCUGUGUUAUGCAGUGUUUUUGAGUUGCUUUUUGGUGUUACUUUGGUUUUAGUCACAAUUCGCCAUAUAUACUUUUUUCUACUCAUCCCACAUUUUCAUUUGGGGUCAUUCUGUAAUCCGGCACUAAUGGAUCUGCUUACGUUCAUAAUUCAAGGGAUUCGGGUAUUUGUUGACCUUGACCGCCAGGUAGUGCUAUGGCUCUACCCACCUUGUUAGCUCACUCAGUGGUUAUUUUGCUUGGCAUGGAUCAGGUUUUUGCAACUUGUUUUAAACUUGAUUGUACUGUAUUAAUUUUUUGUUGGUAUUCCUGUUAAAACAAUAUGUGUAUUUUUCUAUUAUUAUAUUCAUUUUAUAAAUCUAUAGUCGAUAGUUUUUUUUAUUUGUACGUGUUUUCCUGCUUUUUGAUCAAUGUCUUUACUAGUAUUCUUAGUUUGUUCUUUGUUUGUUCAUUAUACUUUAAUUGUCGUUUGCUGCGAAUGGGACCGUACAGGGAGGCCGCUCUUACGUUCCAGCCCAGCCAAGCCGUAGGGACAGAGUUGCCGGUCUUUUCCGUCAUGAGCGAUGAUUUUUCGAUCAUUUUAGUAUGUUUCUUUGUUUUUAUCUUUUUGUUUAUUAUUGGAUAGUUUUUCUAUCAUCAUGUUAUACAAUUGGUUUAUUUUGUGUUUAUUUUUGUAUUCUUAUGUUUGUUGUUUAUGUUUGUAUUUGUCUUGCUCCGUUUUGGUCAUUGCAAGUGUGUGGCUCUCUCUCCCUACAUGUGCCUACAUGUUGUGGAUCCCACCUCAGGUAGAGCUUGUCCGCUCUUGGUACCGUUAGGAGGGGGCGUUGUGUCCGCGUACUUGCAGCUACCAGUAAUCCAAUAGAAUCGCUGAUCUGGCAGAGUUGUGGUUCCGAGAGUGCCAGAUGAAAGAAUUUUCACUGUAACUAAUUUCUCGUGUUGUCUUUGAAAACGUUUACAGUAUUAAGACAGUUCUAGAAUAGGAGAGUAAUUCUAGAUGUUAUCCUUCUAAAUUAAAGGUAGUUAAGUAAUAGUUUUUAAUUGAUAAUAAAUUGGUGCUGUUAGUUAAUUGUUACUAUGUUUUCUUGGCAUGUCAGAACAUUAUUUUUAGCCACAAUUAAGGUGCUAGACUUCGUGAGGCAUAUGGUAAGUGAAGUGCUGUGGUCGAUGCAGGUUGAUUUUAUGUAGUAAUCACCACAUAGCCUGUGCAAGGUCUGUUAAAAAAUGAUAGGACCUGUAUUAUUUUCUGUGGAACUGAAGGGAAACUUUGUAGGUGUCCUUGAGUGAAGAGUUGGAGAAUGCUGUCAUGUAAGUGCUUAAAUUUUUUUUUUUUCAGUUUACAGAAACAUAUUUGUUGACAGAUUGUAAGUAAGGGAGUGUGUGAUAAGACCUCCUCUAAUUUUAUUAUGCUAAAUGACAUAACAAUUCACACAUUCAUAUUUCAUCCAAUUUUCCCAUCAAGCUUAAAAUUACAAACAAUCGUAUAUACCAACAGCACAGUGCAUUUUAAAGAAUGGUUAAUCUGGUUAGAAAAAUUUCUCGAAGUCUAUAAUGUUACCUCAUGCUCCAAGUCCGUUCCUUCGGGUCUUUUUGGCCCUACAUUCAUGUAAUUUUCUGACAUUGAAAAUCAGAUUGGAAUUGUACUUGCAGCAUUCAUUCUCUUACAAGCUGACUGCCGAUUAUUUGCAUGCAGUAAGGACCCCUCCACCUUCCAAGGUAAUGUUUUCUCGGACCUACUAACUAAACUCUGAAAGAGUGGAGAAUUUUUCUCAUGUAUUGUUCAAGGCCUGUUUUUUUUUGUUCUGAUAGUUUCUCAGAUUGAUAUUUGUUGUGACAAGUAUACUGAAUGUCUCUCUAAACUUUCUUACAUUGUCAUAGUGCUGUAUUAAUUACUGUUUGUAACACUUACAGUAAACUAUGAAAAGUGCUCAAAGCUAGGCCUUAUUGAACCACAAACUGCUAAACAAAAUCUGUACAUAAAGUAGUAGUUAAAUAUUUAAAAGAUCUAAAAUAGCAGGAAUCAAACCAUCGUAUAAAUGUUCCAAAGCACAGGCAAUUAAAAACUGGUGGUAAUGAAGACUUCAUGAAUUAUAACGAGAGCACAGAGAUCUCCAAAAUAAGCUGUUUUUCUACCUUUUGCAAUAAUGAUUAACUUUAAUUAAGUUUAAGAUCUGAGAACAAUAUGUAAAAGUUUUUAUCGUACUCCUCAAUGUACCUAUCUUGUUUAUGCAUUGUGAAUUUGGUGCUAGUAUGUUUUACUUAAAAAAAAUUGUUUGUUUGGAUACACAAUUUUUUUCACAUUUUAAAAAUGGUGUCUUUCGUGUGCAUUAUUUGUACACUACUAAAACAGCUAUGUUUUAAGAAGCAUACAUUAAAAUUUCUGCUAUUGAUUUUUAAUCAAAUUCCAUAACAUAUAAUUUUUAUGUAAAGUGAUACAAUCUUUUGUUUAAUAAUAGUACAUAGUGUAAGUUGGUUUCUAAUAUUUCUUAUUUAUUUUUGGAAGUUAUAGUAUUAACUUAUUUUGUUGGGUUUGUUUAUGUAAAAUUUAAAUUUACAAACCUUUUUUAAAAAAAUAUAAAAUUUUUUUUUAGGUUUUUUUGUGUAAAAUAAGACUAAAUUUCUGAUAGAAAUCCAGGGUACUAUGAGUAUUAACGUUGAGAUUAUAAUUUUAGCCUGCCUGGCUAUUACUGUUAACUUGAAUGUGAAUGUUUGACAAUAAUAUUUAAUAUGACUGUAAAUGUUUAACCUGUGAUCAUCAUCAUUAAUCAAAUAGUUAUGUGAUAUUGGACACAUUUGUUGUCAUCUAUUUUGAAUAUGUAUUUUCUCGCUUACAUUGAGUACUUGUAUCAUUCACUUGCUGAAUUGAUUUAAUCACAUGAAAGUCAUAUUUGGUUCCCAUUUAUUAAAAAAUUUGAAAAUAGGUAAUUAGUAUUUGUAUUGUAGUUCAGAAAUUCGGGGAAAAAAAAAAAAAAAAUUAUAGUUAUUUGUUGCUGUUUGUGUGUGUGACAUUGAAAGUUAAGUGUUAUGAUACAUACGGGUAACUCCUGCUUAUCCAUGCUUAUUAUCUAGGGAGACAAUUCCCCAGACUAUUCAAAAUCAUUACUUAUUGUUGUCAGUUUUAUUUUACUGUCUUAAUGAUUUGCUAUUGGAUGUGUUUUAUACUUCAAAUAAAAGCAAAGCAUGUUGUUUUCUGGUAUAAACUCGUACUGUAAUUUGUGGUGUAAAGAACUGCUUUAUGUUAUACAGGAUGAGUCCGAAUUCGACCAGCAAACAUCAGCUGCAAGUUCAUCAGAAAGAAUAAGUUUAAAAAAAAAAACACAACUAUGUUCUAAAGGGUUUUCCAAGGCUGGUACCGCCUUGGAAUUUAGAGCAGAACAUUUUUUUUAUUGGAAAUAAUAGAACAAGUAUGCAUUAAAAGUGGAACUAUGCAUCAAGAUAAAGCCUAAUUGAACAAAUUUCGACAAUCACUGCAAAAAUUGUCAGUGUUCUAUCUUCGAUUAUUUGCUAUAAAAACAUUGUUCAGCUCCCACUUCAAAGGCAUGUAACAACCUUGGGAAGCACCCUUUUUUGUGAUGAACCUGAAGAUGAAGUGUGUCAGUUGAAUUCUGACUUCUUUUGUGUACUGUUUAUUUGAAUACUUGGGAGAUUGACUUUAAGUAUGCCAUCAUCUAACACGACACAAUCACAUUGCAGGGUGUCUACCAAAUCCCAAAAGCAAAAAUCAGUGACUUUUUUGGAACUUUUUGGGACCUUUUAAAAAAAUUUUAUGACCGAAAAUAUAAAUAUAUAUUAUGCAUUAGACUCUUUUGAAAUAGAGUACACAAAAAAAAAUUUCAAGGUUAUGCACUAUCAUCUAACCUAAAUAUUCUAUAUUAGGCUAUUUACCGACACUAAAAACAGUUUAUACACUUUUCUUGAGUUUUUUCAAUUCAUUCUCUAUUUGUAAUAAUCUCCUUUUUUCUCUUCAAGCAAUUUUUUCUUUUUCAUUUUGAGUAAUUUGAUUUCAUGUGCAGCUCUUUUUCUUGCAUUUAACACCUCAUCCUGUUCGUUAUGUUUCCUUCUUAGGUCUUCCUUCCGUCUUGCUGAGGCAUUGCGAAAUUCCAAAAUCAUUUUUUUUGUAAUCUGAUGUGCAAGAGAAGAAAUGCCAUCUGAAAAACCAAAUGAAUCAAUAUUCAAAAUAGUUAAGUAAAACAUAUUAGGUAAUUGUACUGCAAUAUAACACAAUCUGAAUUGUAAGUACUCCCACCCUAGUCCAAAACAAAUUAGUCCAAAUUUAAAAUACUCACCUGGAAGUGAAAAGAUAUGAUCAUGAACCAGUCUUUGUGCUACAAGAGAUUUCUCUUGAAGAUUUUCAACCAAAAAAUCUUUGUUAAAAGAGAAACUUCUCUCUACCGCUGCAUUUCCAUGGAAACAAAUUAAGAAGCUUUGGAAAUAUAGGAUUAAUUGAACAUGUGCAUCUUGCAUAAAUGAGUUGAUGAAAUUAAAAAUGAACUUGUCAAGGCUUUCCUUUUUCCAGUUGAAACAUUUUGCAGCUUUCAAAACCUCGGGAUGUUCACAAAACCUGGUGAACUCUCUAAGAAUAAUCUCUCCAUCAGCAGGUGCCAACUGAUUGUGUGAGAUGAGUUCCUGAAUGGCAACCUUAGCUCUAAGAGCUCUAACCGAGUCUCUAACCAUUACUGAAGGAGACAAACAAGUUGAGCCCAAUACAAUCCUCUUUCUCAGAGGUCUCUUUUCAUCAAGUUUGGCAUACAAUGAGAACAGAAAUUUCCUGCAGUCAGUCUUAAAUUUCAGGGAGUCAAGCUCUUUUGCCUUUUUGAGACUGAAGGUAGCACCAAAACCUAUCUCUAUGGAAUCAGUAUUUCGUAAGAUAUUCUCAUUCUUGAUAUCCAUAUUCUUCAACUGAGAAGCGUUUGAAAUUUUAUCCAUCACACUUUGCUUGAAAACCCUUCUCCCUAUGUUUUUCAUCAAAAGAAAUAACUCUUGGUGAAUGAAAGGAAGAAGAGGAUAAUUUCUCUGGAAAUUUGUCAGAAAUUCUUCAAGCUCUUCCGCAAUCAUAGCUGAAAAAUACAGUUUAGCUUCCAAAACUGAAUCUUCAAACAAAAUUUUUUUCACAAUGCCAAGGUUCUGGGUGUUGGGAGGGUUUUUUCCCAUCUCUUUGUCUGUUAAAAUGGAAUCAUUUCCAGGCAUCUCUUGAUUACAGAUGAGUUUUCAGUCUACCGCACAGCACAAAACGUUUUUGGAAAUACUCUGGAACCAGUAAUCUGAGAAUAAACAGCACGCCGAGAUGGAUAAUUCUUAAAAAGUUGAUACAAUGCUCUAAGAAACUGAUUAAGUUGCCAACCAACCUUUGUAUGUGCUGUUUUGUAGGCACCAUUAACUAUGUGCAAUGAACAAGUACCAAUAUUCAAAGGUUCCUUUUCAGUGUCAAGCGUACUCUUCAUGUAACUUUUGAGAUCAGAAAUCAACUUCAGAUUUACAUUCGGUCCAUCAGUAGAUAGUUGAAUUAAACAGUCCAGGGAAAGUUUGGCUUCACCAACACACACUAGCACUUUUUACAGCAAAUCUACAGCUGUACAGCGCUCAAGAAAAGCAGAUGUUAGGUAUCGAGUACAUGAUAUACUGUUUUCUGAAUCCCAAUAUUUAACAACAAUGUCCAUUUGCUGUUUUUGGCAAAUAUCAUUCAGACUUUCAUCAAUAGAUAGUGCAAAAAAAAGGGUUUUUCUGUACACUAUCAGACAAUAAUGAAGCAAAAUAAGGCCCAAGGCCAUACGUGACACUAUAUGCUACUUUGUCUUUUUGUAAUUUCAUUUUUGAAGCUAUAGUACUAUCAGGAAACAUAAGUGGAAAAAGUUCCACUGCAGCUGCUCCCGAGCGGGUUGAAGCAUGCGUACAGACGCAAUGAACAGCCCACACUAUCUCUGCUUUUGUUGAACUAUCACUUACAAGAAAAGUGGAGAGCUUUUGUUCUUGAUAUCUCUCUCCUGGGACAGUACUACAAGAUGUAAGCUGUGAACUGGUGCUAGGUGCUGGCUGAGAUGAAUCAUAACUUGGCAUGCUGGGCCCGGGCUCUGAUGAACUAGUGGUGGGCCUAACCAGGGUCGCAGGUACCUUUGUACAAAAAGAGAGCAUUUGCUGCCUGCCCGACUUGUGAACAUUAAGAAACUCACAAUGUUUUUUUUCCUUUUUCGUGGCAUUUAAUUGCGUUAACUCCAGAGUGAGAUACAUCAGCAUAUUUUUUGCAUAGAGUACAAAAAGCCGAAAACGUAUCCUUACCAGCGCUUAGCCACAAUUUCCAUUCCUCUUCAUCCAACCAAGUGUUUUGAAAAUGACACCUUCCUGGCAUUUUUAACACUGAUAAAACAUUACAAAAUACCUGAUAUAGGUGUGCUGAAUACGUCUAACACAGCUUUUUUAACUAUUAAAACUUCACAUGCAAACACGCAAUACUAAUAAAAAACAAUAUAAAAACGUUGAAAACACAGUUUUUGUAAACACACGUCCAGAAAAUACUUCUAAAUAUUACAGAAACACUUGAUACUUUUUACCGGUUUUCUUUUACGCAGAAAACUUCAAUUAACCAAUACAUUACAUUGUAUAUCCUUUUACUGCAAGCAUAAAAAAGUUACAGAUUAACUGCAUAGCCAUCACGUAUAACACACGCUCGUGGCGCCAUAUUGUCAACAAAACGAUACACUACCCAUCAUGCCGCGUAAAGCAAGACACUUGCAUGCUGAAACAUAACUUAUGUGUACUUUCUUUGAUUACGGUAUUUGUUUACAUAAGAUGGUUAGUUUUCGCUGAAAAGUUGAAAAAAGAAUGAAAAUUUUAAUAUAAAAUUAAGCUUUAACGUAUGAUAAAAGAAAAAAAAUACAAAA